AAUACUGAUUUUACAAUAACAUUUUCACUUAUAUAUAAAUACUUCUUCAAAACCCGAGUGAAUAGCAAAGAGUAUAGGGCAAGUAGACUGCAUCGUCGCUUACCACCAGGAAAUAGUGGUAAUACAAUUUAAUAGGAUCUAUAAUAAAUGGAAUCCGAAACAAGUAGACACUCAAUUGAAUCCCAAACUAAACAAACUGACUAUGUGAAUGUGAUUGAGAAUGUACGUCCGAGCUAUGAGGAGCACAUGUCUGAGAGAAACUCUAGCCGGAAAGAAUCAUUCGAAGCUGCUGGAGGCUCUGAAGUUAGGGAUUGGAUUGAAGAACCCUCAAAGAUCAACUAUAUAAUAAGACCACACGGAGUUGUUCCAUCAGGAUUUACACCGUCAGUUCAUAGCAUUUUGAGACAUAUAAACAAGUCCUUAGGAACUGAAUCCGAAACAGACACUGAAACUGAGGCACUCAAGAAGGAUGAAGAGUUACUCAGGGAAGAGGUAUACAAACAUUUUCUGAAUUAAAUUAAACUCAUAAAAACACGUUUUUAUUA
Spodoptera littoralis (African cotton leafworm) is the source of this 545-nucleotide messenger RNA. The record is from the annotation of a GenBank genome assembly. NCBI's taxonomy places the organism in Eukaryota, Metazoa, Arthropoda, Insecta, Lepidoptera, Noctuidae.